AUGGCUGUGGAGUCCCAGGGCAGACACCCACUUGUCCUGGGCCUGCUGCUGUGUGUGCUGGGCCCGGUGGUGUGCCAUGCUGGGAAGGUGCUGUUGAUCCCAGUGGAUGGCAGCCACUGGCUGGGCAUGCUUGGGGCCACCCAACAGCUGCAGCAGAGGGGACAUGAAAUAGUUGUCCUAGCACCUGAUGCCUCAUUGUACAUCAGAGAGGGAGCAUUUUACACCUUGAAGACGUACCCUGUGCCAUUCCAAAGGGAGGAUGUGAAAGAGUCUUUUGUUAGUCUUGGGCAUACUGUUUUUGAGAAUGAUUCUUUCCUGCGGCGUGUGAUCAAAACAUACAAGAAAAUAAAAAAGGACUCUGCUAUGCUUUUGUCUGGCUGUUCCCACUUACUGAACAACAAGGAGCUCAUGGCCUCCCUGGCGGAAAGCAACUUUGAUGUCAUGCUGACAGACCCUUUCAUUCCUUGUGGCCCCAUCGUGGCCCAGUACCUGUCUCUGCCCACUGUAUUCUUCUUGAAUGCAUUGCCAUGCAGCCUGGAAUUUGAGGCUACCCAGUGCCCCAACCCAUUCUCCUACGUGCCCAGGCCUCUGUCCGCUAAUUCAGAUCACAUGACCUUCCUGCAGCGGGUGAAGAACAUGCUCAUUGCCUAUUCACAGAACUUUCUGUGCGACGUGGUUUAUUCCCCAUAUGCAACCCUUGCCUCGGAAUUCCUGCAGAGAGAGGUGACUGUCCAGGACCUAUUGAGCUCUGCAUCUGUCUGGCUGCUUAGAAUUGACUUUGUGAAGGAUUACCCUAGGCCCAUCAUGCCCAAUAUGGCUUUCAUUGGUGGAAUCAACUGCCUUCACCAAAGCCCACUAUCCCAGGAAUUUGAAGCCUACAUUAAUGCUUCUGGAGAACAUGGAAUUGUGGUCUUCUCUUUGGGAUCAAUGGUCGCAGAAAUUCCAGAGGAGAAAGCUAUGGCAAUUGCUGAUGCUUUGGGCAAAAUCCCUCAGACGGUCCUGUGGCGGUACACCGGAACCCCACCAUCGAAUCUUGCGAACAAUACGAUACUUGUUAAGUGGCUACCCCAAAACGAUCUUCUUGGUCACCCAAUGACCCGUGCCUUUAUCACCCAUGCUGGUUCCCAUGGUAUUUAUGAAGGCAUAUGCAAUGGUGUUCCCAUGGUGAUGAUGCCCUUGUUUGGUGAUCAGAUGGACAAUGCAAAGCGUAUGGAGACUAAGGGAGCUGGAGUGACCCUGAAUGUUCUUGAAAUGACUUCUGAAGAUUUAGAAAAUGCCCUAAAAGCAGUCAUCAAUGACAAAAGAAAGAAGCAGCAGUCAGGAAGACAGAUAUGAAGAGCUGGAGCAUGUUCAGAUGAGAGGAGAUAGAACACAGGGGGACAUACCAGCUUGAGCAAGGGACAACAGGGGAAGACUGAUGACUGACUUCCCACCUUUGAGGUGCUAAUGUGUGUUUGGUGCCACUGGAUAAAAGAUAAAAGUUGGCUGGGCACCGUGGCACAUGCCUGUAGUCCCAGCCACUCAGGAGGCUAAGGUGGGAGGAUUGCUUGAGCCCAGAAGUUGGAGGCUGCUGUGAGCCAUGAUGAUGCCACCACACUCCAGCAACCUGGGCAACAGAGUGAGACCUUUUCAAAAAAAAGAAAAAACAAAAGAAAAAAAGAAAAGUCCACAUGACUUGAGCAUCACGUGCCCAGAAUGUUGGGUGGUGUGGUCCCAUUCCUUCCUUCCAGUGGCUUCUUCUGGCCACCUCAAUGUCAGGAUGUCCUGCUCACACAUCAAUACCAUUAAAACCUGACUUCUUUCCCUGCGCUGAUGAAGCUGCUUCUUGAGGCUCACAUUAUGGAUAUAAUUUUGAUUAUUUGUUCAGCGGUAUAGAUACCUACUUGUAACCUAAGAAUGACUUGGUGAAAAUUCUCUAAUACAUUAUUUUUUUAAAAAACACAAAUCAGUAAGCUCAAGUUAUUAACUAACUUUCAUCUAUUCACUUUCAAGCCAUCCCUGUCUGAUUGUGAAUCUCCAUGAUUCCAACACUCUGAGCUGGGGACAGUACCUACACAAAAUAAAGAGAAGUGGAAAAUCUUUAAACAUCAGUUUAUGCAGACAACCAGGUCAUAAUAGAUGCUCAAUUACUAUUGAAUGAAUGAAUGAAAGUUCUGGCCAGGCGCGGUGGCUCAUGCCUGUAAUCCCAACACUUUGGGAGGCCGAGGCAGGCGGAUCACUUGAGGUCAGGAGUUCGAAACCAGACUGGCCAACAUAAAGAAACCUUAUCUCUACCAAAAAUAAAAAAUAAAAAAAUUAGCCAGGCAUGGUAGUGUGUGCCUGUAAUCCCAGCUAUUUGGGAGGCUGAGGCAGGAAAAUCACUUGAAUCUGAGAGGUGGAGGUUGCAGUGAGCAGAGAUUGUGCCACUCCCCUCCAGCCUGGGUGACAGAGUUAGACUCCGUCUUAUUAAAAAAAAAAGAGAAGGUUCCAAGAAAAUCCAUCUUAAGGUUUAUGUAAAAGGAAGAUGGUAUUGAACAUGAUUUAUGGUCAAAUACUAACAUUACAUUAUAACAAUGUUUCCAAAUAACAUUACAGAUAGGUUUAAAGAUGGUGUUCUUGCAUUGCUGUAAAGAAAUACCCAAGACUGGGUAAUUUAUAAAGAAAAGAGGUUUCUUUGGCUUGUGGUUCUGCAGGCUAUACAGGAAGCAUAGUGCUGACAUCACCUGGCUGCUGGGGGAGCCUCAGGGAGAUUUUGCUCAUGGCAGAAGGCAAUGCGGGAGCUUGCAUGUCACAUGGCAAAAGCAGGAGUGAGAGGGAGUUGGGGGAAAGGUGCUACAUGCUUUUUAAUUACCAACUCCCAUAAGAACUCAUGAGAACUCACUAUCUGGAAGACAGCACUAAGCCACAAGGGAUCCGACCCCAUAAUCCAAACACCUCCCACCAGGCCCCAUCUCCAGCAUUGGGGAUUACAAUUCAACAUGAGAUCUGAGUGUGGACAAAUACCCAAACUAUAUUAGUCAACAGUGAUCAUAAUUAGUCCAAAUAGGAGUGUCUUUUUUUUUUCUUUCUUUUCCCUUUUCUUUUCUAAUUCCUCCUCCUUUUCCCUCUCCUCCUCAGCCUCCUCUUCAUUCCUCUAGCACCAAGGGUUGAAGCACCUAACCUGUUUUGGAUUGAGAUGUUCUGUUUGGGCUAUUAACACUGUCUAGAAUAAACAGAAAUCCAUUUUGCACUAAGUGGCUGCACAGACACAGCCUCAUGCUAAAUCUAGCACCCGGAUAGUUUAAUGUUUCAAUGACUGAAUUACAAAUAUAUCAUCACCUUGGAUUUGGCACUUACAAAUGACUCUUACCUUGGCCAGAGGUGGUUGUUUACAACUUCAAAUAGGAGACUAUUCAUAAUUUCUGACAUG
Piliocolobus tephrosceles (Ugandan red Colobus) is the source of this 3388-nucleotide messenger RNA. Its product is annotated as UDP-glucuronosyltransferase 1-1. Gene Ontology annotation, molecular function: UDP-glycosyltransferase activity. NCBI's taxonomy places the organism in Eukaryota, Metazoa, Chordata, Mammalia, Primates, Cercopithecidae. The transcript is spliced from 5 exons. The record is from RefSeq and is a predicted model, not a curated record. Bases 1 to 1335 code for a protein of 444 amino acids.